AUGUCGUGUACGCAUGAUCACAACUGUGAGGAUCAUGAGUGUUCCUCCGAUUGGUCACUCUACAAGCACAUUGAUCUCUCCAAGGUGUCUGCUCUGAACGAGUCUGUUUCCGGAAGUGUAAAAUCAGUCUUCAAAGCAUGGGAACAGCGAUUACACUCUUCUGGGGAGCAUUUGGAGAGCAAUGAGGGAGACCCGGAAUUACUUGUCUUUGUACCAUUCACAUCAGACGUCAAAAUCAAGAGCAUAUCAAUUGUAGGUGGCCCUGAUGGAAGAAGUCCUUCUAAGUUGAGAGUGUUCAUCAAUCGCGAAGGUAUUGACUUCUCAGACGCUGAGAGUAUGCAAGCCGUUCAGGAAUGGGAAUUAGCUGAAAAUUUGCAAGGAGUCUUAGAAUACCAAACCAGGUAUUCGAGAUUCCAGAGCGUUGGAAACAUGACAUUGCAUUUCCCUGAGAGUUUUGGAGGUGACACAACGCAAAUACAUUAUAUCGGGUUUAAAGGUGAAGCAACUCAGUUGAAAAGAGAUGUUGUUGCGACAAUUGUAUAUGAGAUAAGACCGAAUCCUUCAGAUCACAAGACAAAGUCUGAGACUGGUGGAGGUUUCUCACAAGUUGAGUGA
Molecule: messenger RNA, 615 nt
Organism: Thlaspi arvense
Lineage: Eukaryota; Viridiplantae; Streptophyta; Magnoliopsida; Brassicales; Brassicaceae
Source: the annotation of a GenBank genome assembly